AUGCUUUUACUUACUUUUUUUUCAAGUUGCGUUAACAACGCAUUUAAGUUGACGUCUGUGCGUCUAUUAGUUGCUGUACAUUUUUAUCCCUUUCGGUUUUGGUCUUGCUGGUGGGUGUUGUUUGAGCAACUAAGUGGGAAUGCACCUUGUCGGAAUUUUGUUGUUAUUUUAUGCGCGAAACAGGCACCGCUCAAUAGCUUUAAUGUAAAUAUGGCUUCUUUCUCUUAUUCUUUGUGCCCCCUGGCGGCGUGCCUAUUCUUCUUUUGUUGUUCUGUUUUUCGGUAUCCUUUCGACGCUUUUCACUUUAUUGAGCAAGUCGCUUUCAGCGUCUGUUUCCAUUUCCACUUCGAACGGCGUACUAUUGUGUUUUACUUUUCCUUGGGUACUUGUUUUCUUGGCGUGUGCUGUUACACCCUGCCAUAUCUUUUUUAA
Trypanosoma brucei brucei TREU927 is the source of this 432-nucleotide messenger RNA. RefSeq lists its product as hypothetical. The transcript has a single exon. Lineage: Eukaryota; Euglenozoa; Kinetoplastea; Trypanosomatida; Trypanosomatidae. The coding region runs from base 1 to 432 and encodes 143 amino acids. The record is from RefSeq and is a predicted model, not a curated record.